Molecule: messenger RNA, 405 nt
Organism: Punica granatum (pomegranate)
Lineage: Eukaryota; Viridiplantae; Streptophyta; Magnoliopsida; Myrtales; Lythraceae
Source: RefSeq, a predicted model, not a curated record
AUGGAGGUAGGAUACAUCAUAGAGACUCAAGUGGUUGAUCAUCUUGGUGAGGAUGUUUCAAAUGAUCAACUGAACACAUAUGAGCUGUGGUCGACUGAUGAUAUGAAGAUUCGUUGUUACAUGCUUGCUUCUAUGAACAAUGAGUUGCAGAAGCAACAUGAGAACAUGAAGAGCGCUCAUGAGAUAUUGAAGAAUCUCGGGGAGCUUUACGGGGAAAAUAGUAGGACCACACGAUAUGAGAUAACGAAGGAAUUGUUCCAUGCGAGAAUGCAAGAAGGGACUGAUGUUGGAGCUCAUGUGCAAAGAAUGAUUAGGCUUAUUCAGCAGCUUGAGAAACUCGAGUUCCGGAUAGAUAGAGGACUUUAUGCGGAUUUAGUCAUCCAGUCUCUUCCGGAUUCUUUCUAA